Messenger RNA from Penicillium macrosclerotiorum, 1236 nucleotides. RefSeq names its product M20 family metallopeptidase. The transcript is spliced from 5 exons. The record is from RefSeq and is a predicted model, not a curated record. The coding region runs from base 1 to 1236 and encodes 411 amino acids. Lineage: Eukaryota; Fungi; Ascomycota; Eurotiomycetes; Eurotiales; Aspergillaceae. Gene Ontology annotation, molecular function: dipeptidase activity.
AUGACCGUUUCACCUAUUGAGAUCGACGACAUCCGAGCUGCAGUGGAUGCGGCUCUCGAGACCCUGCAGGAAUCGUUACGGAGUCUAAAUCGUGAGAUCUGGUCCAACCCCGAACUCGCCUACAAAGAACAUCGUGCGCACGAUACGAUUUGUGACUUCCUAGAGGCGCAAGGCUUCACAGUCACUCGACAUGCCUAUGGUCUGGAAACCUCCUUCGAAGCACUGAGUGGGUCCGGGGGGCGUUUAAUUAACUUCAAUGCCGAAUACGAUGCGCUGCCAGGGAUUGGACAUGCCUGUGGCCAUAACCUGAUCGCCACAAGCAGCAUUGCGGCUUUCCUCGCUUUGUCUUUGAUCCUUAAGAAGUAUGGCCUCCCAGGGCGGACUCAGUUGCUCGGGACCCCCGCGGAGGAAAAUGGAGGUGGAAAGGCAGUUCUUAUCGACGCUGGGGCCUAUAAGAACGUAGACAUCUCUCUCAUGGCCCAUUCGGGACCUAAGAAGCUCUUCCCGGAGCAGGGGGACUCCGAAGGCAUUGCCGGAACCCUGAUGAACGCUCGCAAGAACAUUCAUUGCGAAUUCACGGGAAAGAGUGCCCACGCAGGAGGCAAUCCGUGGGAUGGGGUCAACGCAUUGGAUGCCUUGGUCACAUCAUACAAUAAUGUUGCUGUGUUACGACAGCAACUUUUACCUGAUCAACGCAUUCACUGUGCGUUCAUGGAUACUCCCAAGGUGGCCAACGUGAUUCCGGCGUAUACAAAGGCCUUUUGGCAAGUUCGAAGUCCAUCCCUCAAGGGUUUGAACAUCCUAAUCACCAAAGUGCGCAAGUGCAUCGAAGCUGGCGCGUUAGCCACGGGAUGUGAAGUUCAUAUCGAAGAAAACGAACUUUAUACGGACGUACGAUUAAACGAUACUCUUUGCGAGCGAUAUCAGAUUCACAUGGGUGCGUAUGGUCGCAAAGUGCUCAAGCGACAUGACAAGGUUAUGACAGGAUCCUCCGAUAUUGGUAAUGUCAGUUAUGUGACCCCGACUCUUCAUACCAUGUUUGGGAUCCCAACCUCCGAAAAAAGCUUCCCUCAUCAUCCUACAUUUACAGCGGCAGCUGGGACCGAUGAAGCUCAUGAGGAAGCAGUGGUUGUCGGCAAGUCGCUUGCAUUGAUCGGGUGGGAGAUGAUCACCGACGAUGCGCUCUAUGAGACGGCCUUCAAGCAAUGGAAGGAAGAAAUCUCGCGAGAUGAUUAG